This is a messenger RNA of Cinclus cinclus, 1004 nucleotides long. It is a transcript of the gene EBP, whose product is annotated as EBP cholestenol delta-isomerase. The transcript has 5 exons. Gene Ontology annotation, cellular component: membrane; endoplasmic reticulum. Gene Ontology annotation, biological process: cholesterol biosynthetic process. Gene Ontology annotation, molecular function: cholestenol delta-isomerase activity; steroid Delta-isomerase activity; C-8 sterol isomerase activity. The record is from RefSeq and is a predicted model, not a curated record. NCBI's taxonomy places the organism in Eukaryota, Metazoa, Chordata, Aves, Passeriformes, Cinclidae. The coding region runs from base 47 to 739 and encodes 230 amino acids.
GGGGAGCAGGAGAGCGGCUGAGGGCGGCGGCGGCGGCGACGUUGCCAUGGAGACGAGCGCGCACCCCUAUUGGCCGCGCGCGCUGGCGUUGCCGGGUUACGUGGCGGGCGCGCGGCCCGGCUGGCAGUGCGCAGGCGCAGUGGCGGCGGCGGCGGCGGCGUUGAUGGCUCUGGGUUGGGCCUUGGGCGGGACUGUGGGCGGAGCCAAGGGCGGGGCAAAGGGCGGGGCCAGGCGGAGCCCCGCCCGCCGGCUGGUCCUGGGCUGGUUCCUGCUCUGCACCGGCAUCCAUGGGGUCCUGGAAGGAUAUUUCAGCCUCCGGCAUCGAGAGCUGCCCGCCGACACCGGGCUGCUGGCCGACGUCUGGAAGGAAUACGCCAAGGCCGACAGCCGCUACAUGACGAGCGAUGACUUCACGGUUGCCAUGGAGACAGUGACAGCCUGGGCUUGGGGUCCCCUCAGCUUCCUCACCUUCCUGGCCUUCCUCCGCCAUCACCCGGCACGUUACGUCCUGCAGCUCAUCGUGUCCCUGGGCCAGCUCUAUGGGGACAUUCUUUACUUCGCCACCGAGGCUCGGGCAGGCUGGACCCACAGCGACCCCCGACCCCUUUAUUUUUGGGGUUAUUUCGUGGGGCUCAACGGGCUCUGGGUGCUGGUGCCCGGCCUCCUCCUGCUCGAUGCCUGGCACCAGCUGGCCACUGCCCAGCGUGGCCACGACCGGCCACGCCACAAAGCCCACUGAGCCCCCCACGACCGGGGGGCGGCCAGGAGACCCCCCCCAAAAGAGAGGAUUCAGCACUUGGGAGGUUCCUGGAGGUGGAUUCAGCACCUGGGACCCCCCCAAAGUUCGGGGGGGAUGGGCUGGAGUCGUUCCCCCCCCCCCCCCCCCAGUGUUCUUCUGGUUCCAUGGGGGUCCACCCCCCUCGUUCUCGGGGGUCUCACCCUCGUUUUUGGGGGUGUGCGGUGGGAAUGUGAAUUGUUUGGGGGUCAGGGAUGGGUUUUAAUAA